CCCGUUUGCUUUCUUUAUCCCCCUUCAUCUACCGCCACCGCCGGCAGGUUCAGGAAGGUGCGUUGCUUCCAUCAGCCAGAGCGCGGUAAGCGUCUGAAACAGUGGGAAGCUAACGCCAAUGGCGGAGGAGACGGAAGAGAGAAAUGGGCAAGAGAUAGUUGGAAGGGAGGGGCCUCCUGUCGUCACCAUUCCUGGUGCUGGUCGUGCUGGCAACUUCCCGCCUCCUCUCAAGUUGGAAACCGAGGAGUCAGCUGAAGGAGUGAAUCCCAGCAACAUGUGGCAGGUUUAUGCCCUUGGGGGCUUCAUGAUUCUGAGGUGGAUAUGGGCCAGGUGGAGGGAGAGGAAGGACAAGGGAGGAUCUGUUGGAGGAAAUCCAUCUGCUGACUAAGACUGCUGAAAUUGUCUUUUCCUUUUUUCCUGAAGAAAUGUUGUAUGGCAGCCUCCUAGUUUACGAAGGUUUUAAGGACAAUUUUUAUAAAGCUAAAAAAUGAGCAGUGGUGCCAACCAAGGGCUACAGCCGACCUUUGGGCCAAUGAACCAUGACAAUACUUCUUGUGAAAAAUGGCUUCCUUAUAAUUAUUCUUAUUUUCAUGUUUGUCA
Nymphaea colorata (pocket water lily) is the source of this 600-nucleotide messenger RNA. RefSeq lists its product as uncharacterized. The transcript is spliced from 2 exons. NCBI's taxonomy places the organism in Eukaryota, Viridiplantae, Streptophyta, Magnoliopsida, Nymphaeales, Nymphaeaceae. The coding region runs from base 119 to 388 and encodes 89 amino acids. The record is from RefSeq and is a predicted model, not a curated record.